AUCCACUCCUCUCUAGGCAACAUGCAUCCUCUUGUAAAGAUCGUAGCUUGCGUCUGGCUGGUGACCCUGGUAUCAGCAGAUGCUCCUUCAGCUUCAUACCUUCCUCCUAGCGGUGGUAACGGUGGCAGCGGCUACGGCGGCGGCAGGGGAGGUACUGGGCCCAGUGGAGGUGGAAAUGGAGGAGAUGGCAGCGACGGACCGCCACAACCGUUCAGCUUUUCUUACGAGGUAAAAGAUGCUGAAAGCGGUAACGACUACUCCCACAAAGCCGACAGCGAUGGACAGACUGUUCGUGGAGAAUACAACGUCCUCUUGCCUGAUGGUAGGAAGCAAAAGGUCAGCUACACUGCUGAUAACCAAGGAUACAACGCCGACGUGCAGUACGAAGGAGAGGCCAAAUUCGCACCAGGUGGUUCAGGUUCAGGAGGAUCAGGAGGUAACGGUGGAUACCCAUCAGGACCCAGUGGAGGAGGUUUCCCAACUGGCACCGGCACCGGCGGAGGCAAUGGUUACCCAUCAGGACCAUCCAGACCAGGCAGCAGCUACCUCCCACCCGGAAAAUGAGCAGUGUAAUCGAUUAAUAGAAAAAGUGGAGUACUCCAAG
Nezara viridula (southern green stink bug) is the source of this 604-nucleotide messenger RNA. The record is from the annotation of a GenBank genome assembly. NCBI's taxonomy places the organism in Eukaryota, Metazoa, Arthropoda, Insecta, Hemiptera, Pentatomidae.